AUGAAGCUCGAUACGAAAGCCCUGCGCUAUCUCAACCCUACCGAUUGGCGGACCCUCACUGCAGUCGAGACAGGGAGUCGAAAUCACGAAGUCGUUCCUACACCUCUCAUUGCCAAUCUGUCCAAGGCUAGCGUUGGUGAUGUCCAACGAAGUAUUUCGCUCAUUGCGAAAGCCAAUCUCAUUGCGAAAGUCAAGAAUGCCAAAUACGAAGGCUACAGGCUGACGUAUGGUGGUCUCGACUACUUGGCACUCCACUCCCUCCAGAAAAGCGACAUCGUUUACAGUGUGGGUAAUCAGAUUGGAGUUGGUAAAGAGAGUGAUAUAUUUGUUGUGAGCGACGAACACGGCCAACAACGAGUGCUCAAGAUACACCGCUUAGGAAGAGUGAGUUUCAAGAAAGGUGUACGAAAUAAGCGAGAUUAUGCCCGCACAAAACAACAGAAAGAAAGAGGCGCGGGCAGCUGGAUGUACAUGUCGCGACUGGCUGCGGUCAAGGAAUAUGCCUUUCUACAUGCGCUAUACAAUGCAGGUUUCAGUGUGCCGAUUCCCUUGGGCCAGAAUCGUCAUCAGCUAGUCAUGUCCUUGAUCGAUGGCUUCCCUCUCAGGCAGAUAGACAAGGUCCCAGACCCCGCAGGUUUGUACGCAGAGCUCAUGGAGAUGCUGGUUCGGCUAUGUUCAUUCGGACUAAUCCACGGUGAUUUCAAUGAGUUCAACAUUUUGAUCAAAGAGGAGGAGACGGAAGGCGAGGAGGGGGCCAUCAAGCUAGUACCGGUGCUUAUUGACUUUCCCCAGAUGGUCAGUGUGGAUCACGCAAAUGCAGAGUUUUACUUUGAUAGAGAUGUGGCAUGUGUCAAGAGAUUCUUUGAGAGGAGGUUUGGCUUUACUAGCGACGAGGGUGGCCCAUUCUUCAAGGAUGCAAAGGCUCUGGUUGGCACAGAGGGGGCUACAAGGUUAGAUGUCGAGGUCGAGGCGUCGGGGUUCUCGCGAAAGAUGGCAAAAGAUCUGGAGACGUACAUGAAGGAGCACGGCGUCGAUGGUGAUGCGCAAGCAUCUGAAACAAUCGGUCAGGACCAAGACAUUGUCGAUGAUUCCGAUGACGGAAGUCAGCUCGACAACAGUGGCGAUGACGAUGAGCGGAGAGAUGGGGCCAUUCCUGAUGCUGGUUGA
Molecule: messenger RNA, 1167 nt
Organism: Exophiala aquamarina CBS 119918
Lineage: Eukaryota; Fungi; Ascomycota; Eurotiomycetes; Chaetothyriales; Herpotrichiellaceae
Product: RIO kinase 2
Exons: 1
Coding region: 1-1167 (388 amino acids)
Biological process (GO): protein phosphorylation; maturation of SSU-rRNA
Cellular component (GO): cytosol; preribosome, small subunit precursor; nucleus
Molecular function (GO): ATP binding; protein serine/threonine kinase activity
Source: RefSeq, a predicted model, not a curated record